This is a messenger RNA of Pyricularia grisea, 1389 nucleotides long. RefSeq lists its product as uncharacterized. The record is from RefSeq and is a predicted model, not a curated record. NCBI's taxonomy places the organism in Eukaryota, Fungi, Ascomycota, Sordariomycetes, Magnaporthales, Pyriculariaceae. Gene Ontology annotation, molecular function: oxidoreductase activity. The transcript has 2 exons. The coding region runs from base 283 to 1389 and encodes 368 amino acids.
AGCGAGCCGAGGUUUUUCUGGAGAGUGCGGGGACCGACUUACAUCACCAGUCUCCGUCGGUCCGGAUCGACUUUGCUUACAAGGUUAUAUCAUUCUUUUCGACUCUGAAGAAGUUUUGGUUUUUAAAUCAUAUUCAACAUCACACGGUGUAAGAGCAUGAUUUAUUGAGUUGUAUUAUAUUCAGCAGCAAUUGUUGCUCAAUAGAAGAUCGUCCAAAACACAAUCCACCUUUACUGCUUACACCUACAAUAGCUUACACCGGCUAUACAUCCACUUGCAAUCAUGCCUCUUCAACUCAGCGUGAAAAAGACAGAGGGCGGGAAGCCGGGCAAGGUUUAUUACCCCCUGGAACUCAAGGAGGUGCCCAUGCCAAGCCCCGGCCCCAACCAGCUUCUGAUCCGCUACCACGCGGCCGCGCUGAACCACCGGGACCUCUUUAUCCGCCAGCACUUGUACCCGGGCAUAUCCUUCGACGCCCCGAUGCUGGCGGACGGCUACGCCACCGUCGUGUCGGGACCGCCGCACCUGGUCGGCAAGGCCGUCCUGCCCACGCCUUCGCGCGGCUGGCGGACCGACCCGGACGGGCCCGAAGAGCUCUUCAAGUUCGCCGUGUGCGGCAAUGCCAUCACGUACGAGGACGCCGGGACCGCGCGCGAGUACGCCGUCAUCGACGCCGACGAGGUCGAGCUGGCGCCGGAGCAUUUGAGCCCCACCGAGGGCGCUGCGCUGCCGCUAGUGGGGCUCACGGCCUGGCGCGCCGUCGUGAUCAAGGCCGGCAUCUCGCCGACCGUGAACCCGUUGGAGCCGCGCAAAAACGUCCUCAUCACGGGGAUCGGCGGCGGAGUCGCCCUGGCGGCGCUCCAAUUCGCCGUGACCAUGAACUGCCGCGUGUGGGUGACGAGCGGGACGGCGGACAAGAUUGAGCGUGCGAAGCAGCUUGGGGCCGAGGGCGGCGUCAACUAUCGCGAUGCCGAUUGGGACAAGCAGCUCGCCGAGAUGCUACCCAAGGUCAGGCCGUUCCUCGAUGCCAUCAUUGACGGGGCAGGGGGUGACAUCGUAAAGCGAUCGCUGCAGGUGCUCAAACCCGGUGGAAUCAUUUCAAUUUACGGCAUGACCACUGGCCCUAAGAUGGACUGGAUAAUGCAGGCUGUGCUCAAACAUAUCGAGAUACGUGGUACGACCAUGGGAAGUCGCAAGGACUAUCGUAACAUGAUUGAGUUCGUUCGCAAACACGAGAUCAAGCCUGUUGUGAGCCGUGUUGUCAAGGGACUGGAUAAUCUUGAAGGCAUAGACGGUCUUUUUGAUGAUCUGAAAGCCGGCAAGCAGUUUGGGAAACUUGUCAUAGAAAUCGCUUCCCAAGAUAUGAACAGUAAGGCCUCCAGGCUUUGA